This is a messenger RNA of Polypterus senegalus (gray bichir), 4366 nucleotides long. RefSeq names its product testis specific protein Y-linked (gene tspy). Gene Ontology annotation, molecular function: histone binding; chromatin binding. Lineage: Eukaryota; Metazoa; Chordata; Cladistia; Polypteriformes; Polypteridae. The coding region runs from base 359 to 2005 and encodes 548 amino acids. The record is from RefSeq and is a predicted model, not a curated record. Gene Ontology annotation, biological process: nucleosome assembly. Gene Ontology annotation, cellular component: nucleus; chromatin. The transcript is spliced from 8 exons.
AAUCGAGUGAGUGUCAUGUGGAUAAACAAACCGCGAGGACAGGCGCUCUGUCGUCACGAUUGGCUAGAGCUAUUUCGGCGCGGCAUGUAGUAGCCAAUGAACUGCGCAGGUUCCUUGCUGAGGGAGCGCGACGCUGUGCGGAGAAAUAAAAUCAACAAGAGGUCGUAUAAACGAGAUAAAUGGGAAGCAAUGAGAAAGUUUAUCCACGAUGCUUGAGGUGUUCUCUUCCUUGGAAGGCAAAUAAGCCUUCGUUCCAGUCGGAAUUAUUUCAGCACAAGAAACGCCGUACAAGUUUUACAAGCUAAGUUAAGCUUUUGUUUUGGGCAUAUGUCGUUAUAAUUUGAUUGCGCAUAUCAAAAUGAGCGACGCUUCGAAGAACGGACAGCCCAAACUGAAGCGGCAACGAAUGCCUCCAAAAAAGCAGUGUGUAUCUUCUGAGCCGCUUGCCAAAAUAACAAAAGUCACGGAGCUGAGUAAUGCGCGGAAUCACAAUGGAGAUUCUCAAAACAAUCUGGACCGAGGCAAUGGCCCGGAUCUUGCUCUAGAUGGGGAAAGGGAGACGGAUAAAGAUAAGGCGCGAGAGAUCACGAGCACGGAUUUCACUGUUGCCGAGGACGCGCAGGAUGAAUUGAAAGGCGAGAGCGCGCAUCUUAAAGAGAAGCAACCAACCGCUGAAUCCUCGGAUUGGGCCGCUAUGGCGGCGGCGGAGGCCCUAGCGAGUUUGACACGGAGCGGAGGAGACGCUGAGCGUAACGAAAGCGCCAAGGUAGACUGUAAUACAGUUAACUGCGAGGAUGUGGCAUCUUCAGCAGAAUGGGUUAGUCCACCUAAUUGUCAGAAAGCUAUAUCCUCGGAGAAUACGGCAGAAGAGGAAACCACAUCCAAAGUGAAUAAGUGUCGCAGCGUGAGAGUGGACUCGGAAGGUACAGAGAUUAUUGAUACGAGCGUUGAAGAUGAUGAGGGUGGUCUGGACUCGGGCUCCUCCUCUUCCUCCGCCUCUUCAUCAUGUUCUUCGGAAAAUGGCGAUAAUGAGUGUGCCAUCGUUUCAGUAGACAGCCCGGAGACACAGCGCUCCCUAGAGAUGCUGAUGCAGGUGCAGAACAAUUUAGAGAACAUCGAGAAGAGGGCGUCUCGGAUCUUUCGCAGAUUGGAGCUUAAAUUCAGCCAAAUGAGACGGCCUCAUCUAGAGCAAAGAAACGAGAUUAUUCGUAGCAUCCCGGGUUUUUGGGUCACGGCGUUCUUGAACCACCCCCAACUCUCUGCACUUAUAAAUGAAAAUGAUGAGGAUGCACUGAGCUACAUGACCAGUUUAGAGGUGGAAGAUUUUAAAAAUCCCAAGUUGGGGUAUCGGAUACGGUUCCAUUUUGGGAGAAACCCAUACUUUCAGAAUAAAGUUAUUGUGAAAGAAUUUCACCUUGGAGUUGCUGGAUCAGCAGCCUCUGUUUCCAGCCCAAUUUUCUGGCUCAGGGGUCAGAAUCUUGCAGCACAGAACCGAAUGGGAAAAUGUCCGGCCAAUCUGCGAGUCUAUCAGAGCUUUUUUAACUGGUUCACUGACCAUAGCAACCCCCAUUCAGAUGAGAUUGCAGAGAUUCUAAAGGAAGAUUUGUGGAAAAAUCCAUUGCAGUAUUACUUAAUUCCACAGAAGCAGAGUGGGGAGAAUGGAAGAGGAGAGAGAAGUGGAAAUGGGGAUGAAUGCGUUGUAAUCUCGGACUCAGAUGAAGAUAUGUACUGUGAGGAUGAGCAAUCAAAGAAGGAUGACAAUGAAAUGGAUGACAGUUCAGAAGAAGAUACACAAUUGGAUGGCGAAGUGGUCAUUGAUGGUUCUGAAGAUGGAGAGAGUACCAAAGAUGAAACUUCCAGGAUUUCUGAUGAUGAAGAAAUUGAUGUCGAGGAGUUAGAGGAGGCAAAAGUAGUUAAGGAACCAGAACCCAAAAGUGACAUUCGGAACAGUGAAGUGGAGGACGACCACCAUACAGAUGUUGUGGUGGAUGGAGGAAGUGACUAGGGAUCGUCAUAAGCAUUUAAAAGCAAUCAUGCGUCUGUAUAUAUAGUUCAGCUCUGUAUAUGUAAAUCCAGGUUGAAAACCACAAUGCCCAGCAUCAGCUGGUUUCAAGACUGGCAUAUAACUAGGUGAACACUUCCCUGAGCUUGUUUUUUUGCCAUUCUUUAGACUGUGUAGCCUGACACAACCAGUUUAAAAAGCACUUGAACAGUCUGUGAUAGCUUGCAUUGUGCCAUCUAUGUUUAACUGGGGGACCACCUUACAGAAGAUCCAAACUGCUAUUCCUGCUUUACCUUCUGCUUGGGAAGUACAAUUGCUUUUUAGGUUAUAAUUUAAAUAUGUCUUAUGAAAAAAAUUCUUUCUUGUUGUGCACUGUCAUGUCAUUUUUGUAAUAAGUGGUUCCUGUUUACUAUUGCUUUUUUUUAUUUCUUUUGGCCAGAAAUUUAUAUUUUAAUUUCAUAUAAAUCUGGCACCUGCUUGUUUCACAUCUAUUUUUCUCUGAAUGUUAUAUACGAUUUGGAGACUACUUAUAGACAGUAAAAAUAAAAGCAAACAAUAAAUACUGGAAAAUGUCUAGGUAGUAACACAUAGUUAAAAUAUAGUUAAACUAGUUCCAUACCUUGUACCUAAUGUUCAGUCAUCAUAUUUUGAAUGUGUUUCAUUACACUUGACCUGCAGUAUUAAUUCCUACCUUACUACUAAAAUUAAAAAAAAAAAUAAAUAAAAAAUUGUUUAAAAUAAUCAUAUCUUAUGCUGAUAGGGACAAAUAUGUCAGUAUUUUAUGCUGUGUUUUUUAUGCGUCUAUAUUAUUUAAAAUCAAAUAUGGUUUGUUUUUGAAAACUAAAAAGAGAGGCCAAAUUUGAGUGAUGAACUGCGCCAUGUGUAUGAUGUUGAGAUUGAAACCUUUUUCUGACGAUUAUACUUUCUCAUUUACUUUUUAUGUUUAUUUUAUAUAUAAAACACAUGGCUUAAUUCCUGGCUUUCUUUAAAUAGUAGCUCAACUGAUUUCUGUUUCAAGCCAGGUAUGUAUUCCACUGUCAUCCUAAUAGGAACUGAAUUUAUUUUGCUUGUUGAGGCAAAUAUUUUUGAAAAGUGCUGCAUAUUUAUUUAUCUCAGGAGUUGUUUUGUGGGUUUCCUUGGCUAUUCCAAACCCAACAAAAAAUUAUUGGAAAAAUAAAAGCUUUUAAUGACUGUUCAUUACAAUUAUUGGCCAGAAACCAAAAAGCACUAAUGUGUGUUAUUUCAGCAUUUAGCUGUUAGAGUACAAUUUUUGUAAUAUAAAUAAGUUUCUAUAUAUUUUGUAAAAAAAAAAAAGAAAAAAAAAAGAAAAAUUCCCUCAGCUCCUUCUCUACAUUAGAGAAUAACUAAUACAUGUUGAUGCAAAGGUGUCAGAUUAGCUCUAAAGUGUAUUUUAGUAAUGAUCCGAUAGUUUAAAAUUUAUAGUAAUUUUAAAACAUUUUUAAGGCAAUAGCAAUAAUUUGGUCUUUUUUGAUGUUUGUAAUUUAGAAGUAGAAAGUUGUGGGAGGGGGAUUAGAAAUCUUUUCCGUGAUGCCCAUGAAACACACAACAAAAGCUAAUAUGUGCCCGUCCUUUGAUGUGGAGCUAUGGUGGUGGUAAUGUAAGAUUUGAAGGCCCUUCAAUAGGUUGUGUUAAUCUGGCACUCGGGUGAUCUUUUCCCUGCCUUUGUAUUAUUAUUCUGACCCAGUUUUAUUCUUAUUUGCAAACAUCUUAUUGCACUAAUGGACAUUACUUUAUAAGCAGACAUGUUUCUAGUCAUUAAUCUGAUCAUAAAAUGUAAUUUACAGCCUAAGAAUGUAAAUUAUGCUUAUUUUUUCCUCAUUUGAAUGAUCACCCUAAUCAUGUUAGACAUUAUCUACUGCCUCUUCAGAGUAACUUACUUGCUGUACUGAUGCCUUUCUCUGAAGGUAAUACUUGUUUCAGUUUGCAUUUAAUAAUUGUCCAAGGAAUUUGUAAUUUUGUUCAGAAAGCAUAUGAGUGGUGUCUUGUCUUGGAAACAUGAAGCUUCCUUUAGAAUGGCAGCUGACAGUUUUAAAUUAGAUGCACUAUCUUUUGAAUGCAUGUUUCAAAUAUCUGUCUUCUUCUUAAGUAAAUAUUUCAGAGGGUACAUUUAAUGUACGUAAAUAAUCAAGAGUAUUUGUUCCAUCUUGUAACUUGCAAUUCCUUUUUCAAAUCUUGGGGCUUUGGAAAUGGCCUUGCAGAUGACUGAACACAUUGAAUAGCCUGUAAUUAAGUCUCCAAAAUCCUUUAAUUUCCUAUGUAGUCCAAGAUAUCUCAUGCCAUCUUUUUCAUCCUUUAGAAUUCAUCUUGUGAAAGGUAUGUAAAUAUUACCCCAUUGUGAGGGAU